AUGGCGCCGGUUCAGAAGCGCAAGCGCGAGUCUGAUCAAAGCACAAUCCCAGUGCAGAUGACAUUCAAGCGUCCGAUGUAUACAUCAUCCGGUAUCGACAAUGCUUUCACCCCACAAGAACCCGACAACCCAUUUCGGUUCCACGAUGUGCCUCGAGAAAUGCGAGACAACAUCUACUCGAAGGCGCUCGAGCACGACACCGUGUACCUAUCACGGUUCAGCAAGGACAAGACGCUCCUCACCGACUACCGUCUCGUGGGAGCGAACAAACAGAUACGCCACGAGUUCCUCAACGCCAUGAUAAUGUCGGCUCCGGUCAUCCAGACACGAGUGCGCAACUUCAACUUCAGCAGUCUCAUCUCGUUCUUGAACAGGCUGUCUGACGAAGAACUCUACAAGCUCACGACAGACACCAAGUAUGGGACUCGGGUCAUGAAGAUCCAACUCGAGUCCCACAUCCCAGGAGCAGGAGGUCGCAGCCCUAGCAACAGCCUGCAGCGGUGGCUGAAUCGGGCUGACGAGCCGACGAAGAAGGGCGUAAAUGUCGAGUUUCAGUACGAGUGGCUGGAUGAUCCGGAGGACACUAUCUAUGUCGCCGUUGCAGCUCCUGGACCAAAGCGCCAGCAUCACUGGAGGAAGACUGCAGCGGCGGCUGGCGAGGGGUUGAUGAAUGUGGAUCCCUUCGACUUAUGA
Messenger RNA from Zasmidium cellare ATCC 36951, 693 nucleotides. RefSeq lists its product as uncharacterized. The transcript has a single exon. The record is from RefSeq and is a predicted model, not a curated record. The coding region runs from base 1 to 693 and encodes 230 amino acids. NCBI's taxonomy places the organism in Eukaryota, Fungi, Ascomycota, Dothideomycetes, Mycosphaerellales, Mycosphaerellaceae.